CCAUAGACUUUAUAUUUGUUAACGGUCUAUUGGCAAGCUACUCGACGGUUAGCAACGACUGUAUGAAAAAACGCAAAUUUUCUUGGAUUUAAAGGAAAGAAAUGGACUAAAAUAAUGACGGGUUUUAAUUGAAAACAUUACUAAACGGUGCUGCCGUUAUUAAGCCUAUUUUAUUUCCCUGUCGACCGUUUACCUUUCGAGCAUGGAUGCUGAAGGCCCCCAGGCCCUGUGUGAACUCUGCUUGGCUCAGGUGUGCCGCAGCCUGGAUGCUCUGUGCAGCAAGCGAGCAGACGGCUCCAUUUUCCUCAGCUGGGCCCCGCUAUUCCCACAAGAGAUGGCAGACCAGUUACUGCGUAAGAUGGCAACUAAAGGCAUACUGAAUGACACAACUGUUGGGAUUUUCCGAAAUUGCAAAGAGCUCCGACUGCGCCGAGCCUUUAUUCGCUGCUGCCCAGUGUCAACAGAAGCUUUCCGGCUGGCCAUUUGCCCUCACCGGCUCCAGGAACUAGACGCCUCCUGGGUCUCUGGCGGCCUCACUGGGGCUAACAUCGUCAUAGGCCUGGCCUCCAACCCGGAAUGCAGAUCCAGUCUGCGGAGGUUGUCCCUCACUGGGCUACAGGUGGACUCAGAGUCUCUGGCGGAGGAGGGAGGGACCCGUGUUGGCUUCAGCUCCCUGCAGGGCUUGAGGACGCUUAACCUUGCCAACACAGACCUGACUGAUGCUGUCCUUGAGGACAUCUGCACUCUCCCUCAGCUGGAGAGCCUGAACAUCUCCUGUAGUGCCGUCUCAACGCUUAACGCACUCCUUGAUUGCAAAAACACCCUGAGAUCUUUGAUCGCUCACCGGCUACGCCAGCUAGAUAUGUCGUCUGCAAGGUUGCUCUUUGUCUUUGGUCAACUUCACGCUCUCAGGCAUCUAGACUUUUCAGAGGACCAUUUUGCUGUGGAUGACAGUGACGGGAAAGAUGGGGAUGAGACAUUGCGGCAGCUUCUGGAGGGGAGUCCUCAGAUCCUCCCUUCCCUUGUUUCUCUAGAUAUUUCUGGGCGGAAGAGAGUCACUGAAGCAGCAGUCAUGGCCUUUGUGGAGGCAAGAUGUGGGCUGGUCUUCUUGGGCCUGCUAGCCACCAAGGCUAGCUCCUGUGAUGUCCUGUCCUCACACAAAAACCUCAAAGUAACUGGAGAGGCUAAUGAGGACCAGGUGUGUGAGGCCCUGAGAAGGUACAGAGACCGUGAGUGUUUUGUACGAGAGGCCCUCAUCCAUCUCUACAAUCUAACCACUGACAUUGACAAACCACGACCAGACAUACUAAAGCUGGUUCUUAGUGCAAUGCAGAGCCACACCACCUCCCUGCAUGUCCACCUGGUGGCCACAGCGUGUGUGUUCAACCUGACCACCCAGGACCUGGCGGAGGCCAUGCCUCUCAGCCUGCUCAGCUCCACUGUCACCCAGCUGCUGUAUGCCAUGAAGACCUUCCCCAGCCACCAACAGGUGCAAAAGAACUGUCUACUGGCGCUCUGCAGUGACUACAUCCUUCAGGAUGUCCCUUUUGACAAGUAUUUAGCAGCCAUGCUGGGGAUUAACUGGCUGUGCAGCCAUGAGGAUCCUACCCUUCAGAGGAUGGCUGUGGCUGUCAUCUCCAUUCUGGUGGCCAAGUUGUCCACAGAGGACACCGCUCAGCUGGGCAAGGACGUCUUUAUUAUGAAGCAGCUACUGGCUAUUGUGCAGCAGAAAGCCAUGGUGGGAGCGGUGGACUCCACUCUGAAGUUUGCUCUGAGUGCUUUGUGGAACCUGACGGAUGAGAUGCCCACCGCUGCUUGCAAUUUCAUCGAGUGCCAGGGCCUGGAGCUCUACGAGGAGGUUCUUGAGUCCUACUACACAGAACCGUCCAUUCAGCAGAAAGUUCUUGGCCUCCUGAACAACAUAGCAGAGGUGGAGGUGUUGCAGGCGGACCUGAUGCAGGAGGACCUGCUGGAGCACAUCCUCAGCCUGGUGCAGGACUCCCAGGUGGAGGUGGGGGUCCGGUACUUUGCAGGGGGGACUCUGGCACAGCUAGCCUCCAGACCAGAGGCCUGGACCCUGGGCGACGAGCUCCGCAGCACCAUACUGAAGCAGCUGCAUGCAUCCAUAAUGACAUGGACCCAACUCGAGAGAGAAAUGGUCUCUUACAGGUCGUUCCGUCCAUUUUGCCCUCUGCUUCAGACUUUGCAGCCCUCAGGAGUGCAGCUGUGGGCAGUGUGGGCCAUACAUCUGGUCUGCAGUCAAAACACUUCACAUUACAGCAGCAUGAUGGAGAAGGAGGGCUUGACGGAACUUCUGAAGGCUUUGUCUGCACAUCCCGACACUCACGCCGACGUUAAAGGACUUUCAGACAGCAUCUUGCACAUGAUGCUGAAUUCAUUAAAUUUUAUGUAACAGCUGGAAGAUAGAAGUGCUUGCAGGCAUCUACACAGUCUAUUCUAAGUUGGCCUAUUAAUAAAUCCUUUUGAAAAGUGGA
Molecule: messenger RNA, 2495 nt
Organism: Etheostoma cragini (Arkansas darter)
Lineage: Eukaryota; Metazoa; Chordata; Actinopteri; Perciformes; Percidae
Product: protein zyg-11 homolog
Exons: 15
Coding region: 203-2413 (736 amino acids)
Cellular component (GO): Cul2-RING ubiquitin ligase complex
Source: RefSeq, a predicted model, not a curated record